Molecule: messenger RNA, 9587 nt
Organism: Bombus huntii
Lineage: Eukaryota; Metazoa; Arthropoda; Insecta; Hymenoptera; Apidae
Gene: Snrk
Product: SNF-related serine/threonine-protein kinase
Exons: 8
Coding region: 1023-4304 (1093 amino acids)
Biological process (GO): intracellular signal transduction; protein phosphorylation; microtubule cytoskeleton organization
Cellular component (GO): cytoplasm
Molecular function (GO): protein serine/threonine kinase activity; ATP binding; tau-protein kinase activity
Source: RefSeq, a predicted model, not a curated record
UCGUUGGUAGGCCGAAUUCGGUGAGUACGUUUUCUCAGCUUUCCCGUGUCACGGUGUCGAGCGAGCGCGUCUGUCGUUGACGCUCGUCGAGUCCGUCGGUUUUUAUCUAAUCAGUGGAGGAAAAUUCAGUUUCGCGAGAGUGUGAGUACCGGUGGUCGCGAGUGUUCAGUCGUGGCGUGCGUGGCGUGCACGAGAUCGAAAGAGUCGCCCGAGGAACGAAGAGAAAGAAGAAGACGACGAUUCGACGAGUCAGUCGACGGUGUGAGACGAACCACGGGAACAGACAAAGAAAGAGAAACAGCGGGCUGAGGGGAGGGUACGAGACGCGAACGAUAGAGGGAGAAAGAUAGAGUACGCGAAACGAAAUGGUGGAAGUGGGAAGAAGCUAGAAGUGUGUCGGCCACACUACUUGGAGGAACGAGCAGGGAAAUCUUGCUUUUCCUCUUCAUACGGUUGGAUCGAAGGGGCAGAGGGUGGCUGGGUGGCGAAAAGAGAGAAACAGAGAGGAGGCAGCUCGAAAAAGGAAGAGGUAAUCCAGCCACGAAGGGUGUACGAGAGCCGUGUGUCUCUCGGGGAGGAAAGAGUAUCGUGUCGACAAACGAGAGUGCGAGAAAGAGACAGUGCAGUGUGCCGUGUGUAAACAUACAUCCUAUUGCCGUGAGUGCGUGCGCGAGUGGCAAUCAACGACGGCUUAACCAUCGUCGUCGUCGUCGUCGUCGUCUUCGUCGUCUUCGUCGUCUUCGUCUUCGUUGUUGAACGUCGUCGUAAUCGUCUAGAUUGUACAGAACUACGUGGUCGACGCGUUUCCUCGUAACAACAAGGAAGGAGGAGACGUUUAAACUCGUUGAGGCAAACGUACGAGAAAUCGGGCAACAAACGGCCCCUAGGUACCGUGCGUGUAUCAAUCGUCGCGGUAUUUGACACGCGUAUGAAACUUCAUCACAAAUGACAGUCAAUCGGAUGAGAAGGGAAGUCGAGUGCUGGCUGGAUUCGUCUGUCUAGCGGGCAAAGCGCUACACGAGAUGCAUCGGAGGGUGGGGUACAGCAACUACGACGGCAAGAUCGCCGGCCUGUACGAUCUCGAGGAGACGCUUGGCCGCGGUCAUUUCGCCGUCGUGAAGCUCGCCAGGCAUGUUUUCACCGGCGAGAAGGUCGCAGUGAAGGUCAUCGACAAGAGCAAACUCGACGAGGUCUCGAGAGCACACCUCUUCCAGGAGGUGAGAUGCAUGAAGUUGGUGCAACAUCCUAACGUGGUCAGGCUUUACGAGGUGAUCGACACUCAGACGAAGCUCUAUUUGAUCCUGGAGCUCGGCGAUGGCGGCGACCUCUACGAUUACAUCAUGCGACACGAUAGCGGGCUCAGCGAGGAGGUGGCUAGGACGUACUUCCGGCAGAUAGUCAGAGCCAUAUCGUAUUGCCAUCGAUUGCACGUGGUACACAGGGACCUGAAACCCGAGAACGUGGUGUUCUUCGAGAAACUCGGCACCGUGAAGCUUACCGAUUUCGGAUUUAGCAACAGAUUCUGCCCUGGUCAGAAGCUGGAGACUUCCUGCGGGUCCCUCGCAUAUUCGGCACCGGAAAUUCUACUUGGUGAUAGUUAUGACGCUCCUGCCGUUGAUGUUUGGUCACUAGGCGUAAUUUUGUACAUGCUAGUAUGCGGUCAAGCGCCUUUCCAAGAGGCGAACGACAGCGAGACCUUGACGAUGAUCAUGGAUUGCAAGUACUCGAUACCACCGCACGUAUCCGAGGGCUGCAAGCGUCUGAUAGCCAGGAUGCUCGUUAGGGAGCCAGAAGGCAGAGCGACGCUGAAGGAAAUAGCAGCUGAUCCAUGGCUGGCCAUUGGACCCGACUCGGAGCCGCUGGAGGCGUUGCCUCUGGUCUCCAGGCAACAGGUGUCCGAUGAUCAUCACAAUCAUAUAGUUACCAAAAUGGUCAACGGGAAUAUUGCCACCAAAGAAGAAAUUUUGGAAGCCCUCGACAAGAAUGAGUACAAUCACAUAACGGCGACGUAUUUCCUGCUGGCAGAAAGGAAAUUACGAACUCAUCGUCAGGAACAGGUACAGAAGACUCGACCGGAAAUCCUCGAAGUCUCGGCUAGCCGGCAAGAUGACGCGGCCACUAAUAUGCGUGCCGACCAAAAUUCAUUGAGCACAGUCAACCAAUCGUUGCUGAGCGUGCCACGGACGCCGGGUGACGUACCUCAAAAUAUUCGAACGCGGAAGUGCAGCAUCGUCCAAGAGGAGGAAGACGAGGACGACGUGUCUUCGUGCUCAGGUCGCGAUGAACGCGGUAGCAAUUCCACGUUGAACUCGUUCAACCGUCGAGGAUCUCGAUCAGAGGGUAAACUGUCGCACAUCCUACAGGAGAGGUUGUCUCAGCUUCCGGAGAAGCCGAGCCUCAAACCAAUGUCGUCGCAGCGAAAUUCGCAGAAAGACAUCAACGUGGUUCCUGUGACUGCAGACGGAGAUGAGCGACUGAUGUCUAGUCCAAAGAGUGGGAAUAUCAACGAUUCCUCGUCGUCUGUCCAACAAAAGACAGCGGUGAGGCCUCAAGCGGGCAACCAGCUCGUGGACAAAGUACCUGCAGCAACAAUGCUCGACUGCACCAGCCAGGAGAACCUGAAGAACCGUUUGGACGACGGAUCAUUGCCUGGCUGGUCGAGGAAAGGAUCCUCGGAAAACAGGCCAAAGUCGGUGUCCGACUGCUUGAAGUCGAUGGGACCUGUUCCAGUGAAUAAGUGGAGGAUGGGGUCGCAACAUCGAUCCUCUGCCUCUUUGGAUUCCUCGUCGACAAUGGGUCCGUCGAAACCGUCCGAAACCAGCACGACGACUACCACGACCACUAUUCUCACGGAGUCGUCCACGGUAUCGAUUCCUCUACGACCUUUGAGCGGUCUGAACGAUAACCUGUCGUUGACGCCUAAGUAUAAGACCAUGCCUUCGCCAGGCAGCACUGGUUCCACGUCUACGCCUUUGAACGAAAUCUUGGAGGACGGAGAUGCGUUACCAGUAUCUGGUAGCGAGAGUAGCGGCUCCAAGUGUCGGGUGGUUAGGAGAACCGGGUACGAACAGAGGAAGAGCAAGUUCCACAAGACACGCACAACCUCCUGCUCGAGUUCAGACGCUAGUGACGAUGACAGUGAGAGUAGAAAGAAGAGGGCGCAUAAAUUGAGCACAUCUUCGAGCAAGUCCAUGUCUUCGAGACGCGAUAGUCACGACGAUUCUAGUGAUUCGCAAGAUCCAGGAGGGAGUGGUGGAGGUAGAGGUGGUGGAGGUGGUGGAGGAGGUGUAGGUAACGGAGAACACACAACUGAAACACCGCCGAGCGAAACAAGUCGAAAGGAUAACGGAAACAGCACGAAUACAACAACCACAACGACUACGACAACGGGGGGAAGGCAUAGGUGUUCGGAGAACCAAGUUAUAUUCGGUAGGAGGCAUCGUGCAGGUAGGAGAAGAGCCGGAGAAACCCGACUACGCGAGAGUCAAUCUCUGAACCGUAUCACAGAAGUGCAGGAAGCGGAAGGACCCUCGUCGUGUCACAGUCACUGUCACGUGUCUCGCAAUUCUGCUGUUCUAGGAGUCCAAAGCAUGUCCUCGUCUUCGUCUUCGGUAUCUCAGAGCAGUACAGGUUCGCAUGGAAUUCCACAGACGUUAUCUCAGGCGGCGGCGACCGUUCAAAAGGCCAAAGGUUUUGGAGCGAGGCUUUUGCAAAGUUGGUCCCUCAGCACCGGCAAGUCCUCGUUAUCGCAAUCGUCGAACAAACAGACCAACUGCAGUUCCAACGGCAGAUGUAGCAAACAGGAGACGCCACGAGACGCGUGUCAAAGGAUCGGGAUGUGCGACGAAAGGGAAUUGAAUGGUUGCUCGGUUAAUCAGAUACCGUCGAACGACAAGGAGAAUAGGAACGGGUCGAUGAAUAGGAACGACUGCAAAAACAGGAAGAUCCGGUUGCUUAGUCGGUAUUUCGCCGUGCAUAAGAAACUCUGUGUUCCUUUACCAGGAUUGUUCGGUAAAGGACGCCUCUAUAAAGCGCGAUCUUGCGGUAGCAUUGCUCGAGAUCGUGUCAGUCCACCGUCACCAAAGUCCAUGUUAUUCUGCGCCACAGCGGAUGACAAGUGGCGAGAUCGUAAACAGUGGUGCGACGCGAAGCACCAGCAUCGCGGCAGCGACGGGGAUAUCAAUCAGAAUUUGGGUCUGUCGCAUUUGGUCCAGGAGAGCGUCGUGGGAAAAGGCUGCAGCGCGUUACCUGCCGUCUGCCACAUUCACCUGGGCGAUGCGUCGAAGUGUUGCAGCCUCUGUUGAUGAAUCCGCACGACGAGCAGGUCGAUGUACAAACGACGACGGAAGAAGACAGCAUGGGUCGCGUAACUUUAAUCCGGAGUCGUUGAAAUCGUGGUCCAUGCGACUAUGAACCAUGCUUCGUCGCUGUUUCGUCGUUGUUUCGUCGCUGUUUCGGCGCUGUUUCGUCUCUGUUUCGUCGCUGUUCCGUGGCGACUAAUGAUCGCUGCUGGUGAUCAGGAAACGGCGAGGACGCGCGAAGAGACGCAACGAGACGUAAGGGGAUUAUCACGAAGUGCAAUCAAUCUUAUGGCGGCCGUUUCGCAUGUAGAGAUGGAAAGCGAGGUAAAAGAGGAAGAGGAGAGGAAUAUGAUGAAAGAGAAGGUGCGCGAGACAACGCAGUGCGACGCGAUUAAACGGAAGACGAAGAGGAGGAUCUCCUAUACGCAACGCGUUGUGGUGAUCGUUAACAGCCACGACCUCUCGGUAGAUUACACAGCACGCGUCACAAUGGUCAAUGUAUUCAAUCGAUCACGUCACGUCCCCUCCAUCAGACCGAUGCUGCAUCAGUAGAAAACCUGAUCCUGUAACCUUUCGAACGCGAUGCGUAGUCGAGAAAAAGACCAAAAUAAUAUUAAGGGUCGUGUCGAAAGGGAGAGAGCGUUAUCGAUCGAUCUUUCGCUCUGCGGGAAGUGUAUCUAGUCCGUAUGAACAAACCUAUAUUAAAUAUUACAGAGUUUAUUACUAUUAUUAAUAUCAUUAUUAAUAUUAUUAUUCUUAAUAUUUUAUUAUUAUGAUUAUUGACUCUAAUUAUUAAUAUUAUUGUCACUCUCUUGAUUAUUGUAACGCAGACAUUGACCGAAUCAUGCGAGAGUCGCAAGAAGAAGGAUCCGUUGAAUCCGCAAGAAUGGAUUGACAUUUUUUGCUAUUUUGGAGGAUCUUCCCCUUCGCUCCCCUUCGUGUCCAUUUGUUCCCUUUUGUUCUCCUUUAUUUAUCUAUCUAUUCCUUUACCUCUAAUCCUCCUUUUAAAAUUCUGUUCCUCCCGCGAAUCGCGACUAUUGUACCGAUUUUCCUACAUAUAAAGAAUUAGCAUGCGUUCUUGGGUCUCGCACAGUGGCUCUCUCAAGAGAUGAACGGAAUUCCUUCACGAGGAACAAAGCACACAAGCGAGACCGUAUUUAUAUAUGUAACACGCUAAUCGAUUAGGCUUACGCGUGUACCGUUUCGAUCGAGGAACGUACUCUGUGGUGCUAUACGCGAACAUCUGACGUGACGAGGAAGAAACACCAAGAAAAUGGAGAAUAUCGAACUUUUUUUUGUAACUGUUUUUUUCGACGUUCUGGGGGAUAAAUACCAUAAAUCGAAAUUGAAAGUAAAAUGGUACAGUGAUGGUAUAGUAAUUCUAAAAAAAAAAAAAAGAGGUGCACGUAGACGAGUAGAAAUUGCUCGGAAGAAAAAAGUUCCGAUACAAGGUGUUCGUAAUCUAGACUCUUAUUUAUAGAAUUUACGAGCGUGAGAAACAGAAUGGAUUCAGUGAAAGAAUAGUUGCUUCUGUAACUUCUAAGACAAGGAACAGCGGAAGUUUGCAAGGUCUAUAAAGUCCGGAGGAAUUAUGUCACAAGGGUACAAGAAUCAGGAAGUUCUGCGCAUCGAUCACUGUCAAAUCUCUGAACAAGAGACCAAGGUUCAAAAAAUCCAAUGUUCUCGUCCCUACGACGUUAAGGAAUAUCUGUCGUCGAAGAAAAGCCGACGUUCAGAUGCCAAAGCGACAAUACGAAGUUUUGAAAAGCCUAACUGAAUAUCGAAAUAUUCGAAACUUACAAAAUGGACCAUCGAAAGAGGAACAGGAUCCCCUAGGACAGAACUCUGUAAUAGAACGAUGUGCACGAUGUUCUCUUCCCGUCGUACAAUUCAAGAGACGAUCCUCUUCGCCCUUUGAAGCAAUUGGGUGCGAGUGUCAGCGCGCUUGCCGGCUGAGCGCGCGCUUCAUUCUUCGCCGUAUUCAUCACCAAUGUCAUCGUCAUCGUCGUUGCCGAAUGCGCGCGUUCAUUUCUUGGAGAACGUAGGACAAACAUAUGUAUGUUGCUGUGCGAAACGAAAUAUUUGGUAGAAUAGAAGCUGUAGAAUGCGAACCUGCAAUCUAUUAUCCAUGACAAAAUACACUUUUUUUCCUGCAUCGAUCGAUGAUGUUAAAAGUAGGUCGGAAGGAACUUGGUCGACUUUGUGAAACUCUGUAGAUCGAACGCGAGCCAUUCGGCAGAACUCUCGCUGAACCUGAGCGAUGUACGUGCACGCGCUUUUCAUCCACUUUCUUAUAUAUCUGUCGCGAUGAUUGGGGUGCUAUACUAAUCGAAGGUGUAAACUCGAAACGUAUUUAUUUUCCUUUACUUUUCUUAAAUUUUUCAAACUAUUUUUUACAGUUUUUGUAGUAUUAGAGAAAGACUAAAUGUUAAAAAAUUAAACGUUCCUUUAUCGUAAAAAUUGUCAAAGAGAAAGGGUCGAGUGUUUUUGAAAUAUACAUUUCUAAGAUUUAUUGCGUGAGCGGUAUUUUUCUGGAAAAAAUCAUCUAUAUUUCUCUUGCAGGACGAUCGAAGCCUGAAAGGAUAUUUUAAGCCAAGUAAAUAACAGGUUUACAUUAAUAAAAUUCAGAUCUUAAGUCGCUUGAAUUCAAGCAACUUGGCUAAUCCGAACGAGGCUUAAAGAUUGAUACCGCUGAUAUGUCAAUUCUUACUUGAUCGAUGUUCUCAUAAAAGGAAUUAAUAGGUAGUAACGCUGAAUGAAUAACUGUUCGCUCUAGUUGUGAGUCACUGUCUGUAUCCUCGCCGUAGUAUAUGUUGAUUGGAUCGCUUGUGACACUCUGAAGACAUAUCUAUAACGUUACGUCUACGUGUUUUUGAUACGUAGAAAAUCCGAAGAAUCGGCUUUGCUUUUGUGAAAUUCGCCGCAUACGGCGCGUAACUAUCGUUCCUUACUACGGGACAAAACUAUUUCUAGAUAUUCGUGAAGCUAGAAUUGAAAUUGAAUAUCGCAACAGGGACCACACGUCAUCGCAGUCCAGAAUUCGUCGUCUUAUCGUUAGAAUAUAGAAGAAUUAGCGAUAGAGACAAUAGACAGUUGUGUGUAACGUUCCUUUCUUCUUCAAUUACUGUACGAAACUUCCAUUUUUACAAUUUUCAAAAUUAAUGCUAGUAAAGUAAGAGUAUCGAUAUCUGCUAGUAUCGAUAAGAAUCCUGUAAUGAAAUAAACUAUUUUUUUUUUCUUAAAAAAUACUGCUUGCAUUUAGAGUUCUCUAAUGAUACUGCGAGUCAGGAAAAUAUCAAUUUUUCAAUCUAAUAUCAUUUUUACGUUGGCUCAAGGUAUUGCAUUAUAGUACGAUGUAUGGUAGCAAUCUGACAAAGGCAAUAUUCGAGUCGUAUAUUUCUGUAAAUUUGCAAUUCGAUUCUUCAAAUCCUAAUGGCACCUCGUCAGUCGCGACGUUCUAUGUUUCCUGAGUAGGCCAAGAGCGUUUGUAUGUACCUAAACUAAAUCCGCGCAUAAACUGUAUGUACCGAGCCAGAUAUUUUUUAGCGUAAUACAAUUUAUUUAUUAUACAACCUGAGAAAAGGAAUGCAAGAGAGAGAGAGAGAGAGAGAGAGAGAGAGAGAGAGAAAGAGAGAGAAAGAGAGAGAGACGAUCCUUUCCAAUCGUCACUGCCGACGAUCGUCGACCUGCUUUAUUCCUCGUUGUAACACUUCUCUCAUCCUCGCCUCGUGUCGUCGCCUCGGGAACGAGAUCGUUUGCUUCCUCCACAAAGACUGAGCAAAUUGUACAAUAAAUUUCCAUAAUCGCUUGGAUGCCUUGUGUCGUACGAUGACGAUGACUCGACGAGACCAAAAAGGAAGAAAAGAAAACGAAUCAUACUGGAAUAAUGUCUCGAGAAAUCACCGUUCUUCGGUCAUGUUUCGUUGAAAGCGCGACGUUAUCAAACGUGCACCUUAUCACGGCUGAAGUGUUGGUUUUAAAGAAUAAAUAAAAAAAAAAACAAGUAAUAUUAAAGAAUAAUAAUAAUAACGAUAAUUUACACUCAACGAAUUUGUUCAUCGUUCGUUUCGAGUCCCAACGAAUCGCGACCAAGGUGUAAACGGGCAUUAAGAUUAUUUCCGUUCAAUGGAAAUUUAAGAAGAAAAGAAAAGGGAAAGGAAGAAAAAGAGAAGAAAGUGUGUGUGUGUGAGAGAGAGAGAGAGAGAGAGAGAGAGAGAAAGAGAGAUAGAAGGAGAGAAAAAGAGAGAGCAGGGAAACCAUGACGCGCGAAUUUUGCUAUUUAGCUAAAGCUACGCGGAACCAGAGUGACAUGCUUCAUUGCCGGGCAUUAUGGGUCACGGUGGUGAAUUCAAGCUUGACCAAUUACACGUACACAUUCACACACGUAUACACUCUUUCCCUUUGGAACAAUCGUAGAAUGUACGCCGUGUGUCCGUUCAGUUCGAUCACUUUUUACGCGUUAUUAGUGGUAUCUUUGCCAAAUACGAGAAAAUUCGAAAAAAGAGUAAAAGAAAAAAAAAAGGAAAAAAAUAUAAUAAUAAAAUAAAAUCGUUGAAUGUAUGCCUGCAGCUGCAAGUAACCUAGCGAAGCGUUGCGAUUCAUGCAUCGAGCUAUCCGCUCGACGAAACUUCCUGCGCGACGCCAUAUUGUCCCAAGUGGAUGCUCUAUCUAUGAUAAAUAAGAGGUAUUUUUCGUGUUGUAAAUGAAUCCAUUUAGCGAUACAGCACGAUUAGAGUGCGUUGUAAGAAACGACGAGAAAGAGAGAGAGAGAGAGAGAGAGAGACAGUGUGUGUGUGUGUAGAAGGAAGGAAAAUAAAAAUAAGAAAAAACGAUCGAGAUAACGAGGAUUCGAUCGAAAGUGGUGUUCUAGGAAAUAUCGCUUCGGUGUAAACUUUAACGAGGCGUCGUUUUCGCGUUAAUUCUCGUUCGCUAGUCCAGUCGAAGUUGUCCCUGGACAACGCUACGCAUAGAGUACAAUUGUUCCCGUGAUGAUUUUUGUAUAAGUGAACAAAGUAUGUCCCCCUUUUUUCCACCGAUGCUGUACACAUUCAUCGAGCGCCCCUAUCUCAGUUUUAAGUGAGAAUGAUAAACGAAGAAAAAAAAAAGGAAAAAUAAUUAAAAAGAAUAUAUACGUAUAUGUAUAUAUAAGAAAAAGGUAUAUAUAUACAUACAAGACAAGUGUCUGCUUAAAUUUCGUAAAUGUCGGCCCAACUUACUGCCAGUUGAGUGUAACAAACAGACAAGGAAACGAAAAAAAAAACAAAAAAAAAAAAACAAAAAAAUAAA